Beta vulgaris subsp. vulgaris (sugar beet) is the source of this 765-nucleotide messenger RNA. Its product is annotated as RING-box protein 1a. Gene Ontology annotation, biological process: protein ubiquitination; ubiquitin-dependent protein catabolic process. The record is from RefSeq and is a predicted model, not a curated record. The transcript is spliced from 5 exons. NCBI's taxonomy places the organism in Eukaryota, Viridiplantae, Streptophyta, Magnoliopsida, Caryophyllales, Amaranthaceae. Gene Ontology annotation, cellular component: cullin-RING ubiquitin ligase complex; nucleus. Gene Ontology annotation, molecular function: cullin family protein binding; zinc ion binding; ubiquitin protein ligase activity. The coding region runs from base 93 to 467 and encodes 124 amino acids.
ACACACUUUAUAAUAAGUUGAUAUUAAAUUUCCAAAAGUAUUGGAAAACAACAUAGAAGUUGUUUCUCAAACACAAAGAAAAGAAAACAAAAAUGGCGUCAACCGAUACAGACGUGACACUGAUUCCCACCGACGAGGGGUCGAAUCUUGCUGGCCCAUCUUCUUUAGCUCCAACUUCUGCUGCUUCUAAGAAGCCGAAACGUUUCGAGAUCAAAAAAUGGAACGCCGUUUCUCUUUGGGCUUGGGAUAUUGUGGUUGAUAAUUGCGCGAUUUGUAGAAACCAUAUCAUGGAUCUCUGCAUCGAGUGCCAAGCCAACCAAGCGAGUGCUACCAGUGAGGAGUGUACUGUUGCGUGGGGAGUCUGCAAUCAUGCAUUUCAUUUCCAUUGCAUCAGCCGAUGGCUUAAAACCCGUCAAGUUUGUCCUUUAGACAACAGCGAGUGGGAGUUCCAGAAGUAUGGCCAUUAGCACUGUUUCACUUAUUGAUUGUGGAAUCCAGAGAAUAUGGGUGCGUUUCGAUGAGUGGAUGCCUACUUCAGUCUUUGCAGCUGUUUGCAUAAUGGAACUAUACAUAUUUGUCGUGCAACAUCAAAAAUCAACUUACCUGCUUUAGGUUGUGAAUUGUUGGGCAUUGGCCAGUGCUUGAACUGUUGGAGAGAAAGCUCUAUCUUUCUCCAUAUUGCACAUUGUUUAUCCAAUUGUUUCUCUUUAUUGUUGUAUGAACAUUAACUACAGAAGUAACAGGGAGAACUACUAUAGUAUCUGA